Molecule: messenger RNA, 3105 nt
Organism: Iphiclides podalirius (scarce swallowtail)
Lineage: Eukaryota; Metazoa; Arthropoda; Insecta; Lepidoptera; Papilionidae
Source: the annotation of a GenBank genome assembly
AUGGACGAAGUCGCGGGCCUUCAGUCGGUGGCCGGCGGGCGUCGGGUGGCGAUUUUGGGCCGUCGCGGUUUUCGGAAUGCGCGACUUUCUUCGGCCGACCGCGCGGCGCCAAGCGCGAUCGCAGCGAGCGCCGGCCGCGGUGAGAGCGCGGCCCCGUUGCGACCGGUCGGCCCCACCGCUGCGCGAGCGCACACAACGCUCCGCGCCGCCGACGUCGCGACGCCCGCUCGUUUUACGCGCGCCGCCACACCGUCGCAACCGCACGGCGUGCACAACGCACGCAACGCCCCGCCACGCCGGCCCCGUUUUUCCCGCCCGACACCGGAGCGAUCGACUGCGUGUUUCGAUUGCAACCUGAAAGCGGCAAUUGAAACCGUGCGGCGCGCGGCACGCGGCAUGGAGGCAGGCGCGGCCGCUGAUGAAUUCAUCACGAUAGUUCCGGUGGGAGAGGGUAAGCCCGCCGUGAAAGACUCCGCUUUUGUUACGGUACUAACAGUUGGCGCCGCAGCAGGCGCUGCCGAAAUUGUGGUACAAAGACCCCGCGGUGCGCGUCUCGGUCUCGGACUAAAGUUCGAAGGAGGUUCCGCUGCCGCCGAAAAAGUAAGGAGACUCCUUGUUCAGUCAUGCGCUGAAGACAGUCCGGCCGCAAACGCUUGUAGCCCUUGGGGUAAACUUAUACCUGGAGAUGAAAUUUUAGCUAUCGAUGGGGUGUCUGUUUCCGAUCUAACAAGAAUCGACUGUGUCCGUCGCUUGAAAGACUCUGAUGAGACUUUAAAGCUAUUGGUUCGCCAUUUUGAAAUAAAUGAAAAGCCAGAGUUGAACAUAAUGGAUUCGGUUGAAGAAAGCUUAACUUUGAAUCAGACAUCAGAAAUAUGUGCUCAAACAACUUUACCGCCACCUGUUCCUCCGAGAAAAUUGGGCAAGAAAAACUCUUUCAAGGACAAACAGACUCUACAAACAGUCGGUGAACAAAACGCACUAGAAAACCUUGAUGGUCACAAGCAAACAAUAAAUGAUAAAGACAACUUAGGAACAAUUCAAAGUUCUGUAGUAUCCACAACAACUAAAUUGUCAAGAAAGUCUUCCUUUGAUAGUCAUAUACAUCGUCAAAAUAAAGAAGGUAUUGCAUAUCUAAAGAAAGGUUCACCCGAUGAAGUAAGGCGGUUAGUGCGCAGGUUAUCAGAUGGUAAGGUUAUGCCUCCGGAUGCAGAAGUAUAUAUUGAUUUACUCUCAAAUGAGUGGGAACGUUGUCUGGUUAUGGCGGAUGCUGAAUCAGAUGAUACGGGAAGUUCAAUUUCCACAGUUGUAGAUAGAUUGGGAUCAAUGGCAAGUUCUGUUGAAAAUAGCAUACCUUCGACUCCAAUAAUGCAACCUAAAUCUUUUGAUAUCCAUAAAGUAUUAAAUUGUAUUGAAAAUAUCGACUCAAAUAUCUUAAAGGAUAUGACAAAUGGGACAUUCAUAGAGAAUGAAAUCGCUUUAAAAAGAGAAUUUAAAAAAUUAGAAUCUAAUACUAACGAAUUUAGUAUUCAAGAGAAUUUCAUUCAGAAUACACCAAAGGAGGACUCCAUACCUUCCUCGAAAAAGCAACAUCAUAAUAAUGACAAGAAUAAUAAUUAUACUGUCGCACUAAAUCCUCCUAAAAAGUUGGAAGCUAGUGAAUCACAAAAUAAAGAACAAAAAGAUACAAAACAGGAAGUUGCAACGGACAAACCUAAGCCCAUGCCUAGAAAUACAAAAAUUGAGCGUUCUGCAAGCGAAAAAAAAAGGAAACCGAUUCCGAUUCCCGAAACAUUGCCACCGCCGGCACUAGAACCACUUCUAACUCCUACUAAAAAGACAUGUAUAGAGACUUGGUUACAGCGCUCUGAAGCAGAAAUGAACAAUAAGACUGAUGACAAGUUUGAUGAAAGCAUUGCUCCGGAAGUUUUACCACGGCUUAUCGAUUUUGUUCCCAAGUCCCAGUUUAAAGAAAAUGCGAAUGAAACACAAGUCUGUACGCGGCCAACCACGGCACCUCCACCACCACCUCCAGUUGAAACGCGCGAAGAUGGUUCUGGGGCCUCCCUUGACACAAUUGGCGAAAUGGAUGAAUCAGGCGACGUGACAGAUAGCGCGAAAGGCGUGAAGAAAAAUGAAACCAAAACUCGAAAAUCGUCCUUUGAAAGAAACUUUUGGGAAGAUCGCAUCCCUAAAAGUGAUGCAGAAGAUAAAAGUCUUUCAAAUGAUGAAACACCUCUCCCUACUUGUCCACGGCAACCACCAGAUGGCGUGGAAACCCCUUCAGAUGCAAUAGACAAGGCUCCGGAUUUACCAUCUCGGCUCCCACCACGACUUCCACCGGCCUGGUCGGACGUUGUUGAUAAUAUUAAAGCGCCAUAUCGAAAGCCGCAGCAAAUUCCAAGUAACAAACAAGCUCUCAGUGAUAGAAAUGAAAGCAAUUCUGUGAAUGAAUCUAAAAUUAGUACUUCAGUUAUUAGGCUCAUAAAAGGCGUUGGUGCAGGGGUUGGCCUUAUUUUGGCGGGUGGAAUUGAUUGUGAAGCUAAGGAUGUAACGGUACAUCGAGUCUUAGCCGAUAGUGUAGCGGCAAAAGCUGGACUCAAACGUGGAGCAAAAGUUAGAAGCAUUAAUGGUUACACUAUGACAGGUCUUACGCAUGCUCAAUCAGUCGCUAUUCUUAAGGAGCAACGAUCUGAAGUAGAUAUUGAAAUAGAAAAUGAAAUCGUGACAAAUGACAAUGUAUCGGAAUAUGGCUCUGAAAAUGCGGAGUCGAAGGAUCGUCGGAAGAAAGACGAAAUAAAAGUAGAUGACGACAAAGCCAAUAUCAAUAGUGGCGUAGUAACCGUAAUUUUGGAAAAAGCUGGCGGUGGAACUGGGCUCGGGUUUGGCCUAGAUGGUGGUCGAGACUCACCACACGGUGAUCGACCAUUGACUAUUAAAAAACUAUUUGCAGGUGGCGCAGCUGCACAGAGUGGUCGAAUUCUAGUCGGCGCGGAACUGGUCUCCGCAGGCGGACAGUCUAUGGAGACAUUUACACGUACUCAGGCUUGGGCAGCUUUGAAAUCUCUGCCAGUAGGUCCUGUAACAUUAGUGCUUCGGAAUCCUAAA